UUUUUUUUUUCCCUUUCCCUUCUUUUUAUCUUGUUUCCCAUUAGUGCUUUAACCUUACUAUUAUUUUGAAAAACAUGGUUCAAACACAACUAUUGGAUUCAUUAUCUGAUCGUAUCGAAACACAUUCCAAUACACUCGAUACUUUAUUAAACCUUAUACCCAUCAAGUUUUACAUCACUGAUCCAGAGGCUGCAGAAAAUGAUUCAAAGUAUAUGCACAAUAAAAGAAAAAAGGCACCCAAACAAGCUAUAAAGGAAGCAUCGAAAAAAGCUAAAAAAGCCAAGUUUGAUCCUAGCAAUCAACGAACAGUAGCCGAAAUCCAACAAGAACAAGCCGAACACGCCAAACAAGAUUUAGUAACCAAAGUGACCCCAAAGCAACAGAACGGACGAGUGACUGAAAAUGAUCAAGACGACGAUGACGAUGAUAUGGACACUUCAUCAAAAUCACUUAAUGGUCAUGCCAGCUUUGCAGGACUUGCUGAUGAUGUCGAUGACUCUGAAUCAAAUCAACAACCAUCAGAACCUAUUCAACCAAUGCCGCCUAAAAAUGAAAUUAGUGAACUGAAACGACGACUUCAUGAACGUAUUAUUCAACAACGUCAAAAACGCAAUGCACCUGGUAGUGGAACAUCUAAAGCUCGUAGUAGAGAAGCUAUUCUGGCCGAACGAUUGAAGAAGAAACAAGAUCGAAAGAAGGCAAUCAAGGCUCAAAAAGAAAAAGGAAAUAAGGUUGCACCUGAAGAAUUGGUUCAAGAUCCUACUAAAUCAUCGACUCGUAUUGGUGUUUCAGCUGAUUCUGUAAAGAUGGAUAGUGAACUUGUGUUCGGUAAACUGUCUGUUGGUGGUCCUCAAAAGAAAAAGGGUGCUGUAGAUGCCAAGUCUCAAUUGAAGAAGAUUGAAAAUCAACAACAAAAGCUGGAUAAACUGAAAUCUGAAGAUAAAGAAAAGGCUAAAUCACUUAUGGAAAAGCAAGAAUGGCAAAAGGCAAUUGCUAUGGCUACUGGUGAAAAGGUCAAGGAUGACACCACAUUGUUGAAAAAGACGAUUAAACGACAAGAAAAGAUCAAGUCUAAGAGUGCUCAAGAAUGGAACAAACGUGAAGAAAAGGUCAAACAGGAUGAACAAAAUAAAAUCAAGAAACGAACGGAAAACUUACAAAAGCGUAUUGAUGCAAAGAAGGACCGAAAGUCUGGAAAGAAAGGUGGAAAGAAAGCAAGACCUGGGUUUGAAGGAACUAAUAGGAUCAAGGGCGGCAGAAUCACUAAACCAAGUGCGAAACCAAAAGGAAAGAAAAAAUAGAUUCCUUUUUUAUUAGUUUAGAUUCUUUUUAUUUGUUUUUUGUAGUUAUCUUGUUUUAUUGUACUUUGUUAUUAUUCUUUAUCAUAGUUUUAUUUUUAUUUUUAUACAACAUGCAUUCUUUUUUUUUCCAUUAUCAUAUUCACAAUAAACCAUAUCUCUCUGUCU
Molecule: messenger RNA, 1466 nt
Organism: Halteromyces radiatus
Lineage: Eukaryota; Fungi; Mucoromycota; Mucoromycetes; Mucorales; Cunninghamellaceae
Product: surfeit locus protein 6-domain-containing protein
Exons: 7
Coding region: 75-1301 (408 amino acids)
Biological process (GO): ribosomal large subunit biogenesis; ribosomal small subunit biogenesis
Cellular component (GO): nucleolus
Molecular function (GO): RNA binding; DNA binding
Source: RefSeq, a predicted model, not a curated record